Molecule: messenger RNA, 282 nt
Organism: Macrosiphum euphorbiae (potato aphid)
Lineage: Eukaryota; Metazoa; Arthropoda; Insecta; Hemiptera; Aphididae
Source: the annotation of a GenBank genome assembly
AUGGAGAAAAUUCAAUCGAAACGUGAUCGAGAAAUGCUUGUAAAUGACGGUUAUAUGUAUAUUUUUGAUAAAUUUAGUGCCGACAAACAAAAAAAGUUUUGGAGAUGUGGUCAAAAGAAUGAUUGUUUGGCAAGAAUUCAUACAAGUAUUGACAACUUAACGAUUUUAAAAAAAUCUAAAAAUUUACACACGCAUGGUUCUGAUGCUGCUAAAGUUGAAACACAAAUUGCUAUUACCAAUAUUAAAAAACGGGCAUUGUCUACGAUGGAACAAACAUCAUGA